CCGCCCCCGGCUCCUCAUCGUCCCCCUUCGCUACUUAAACCAUGGCAGAGUGCCUCGACUCCCUCCCUCCUCCCUCACCAACAAAAUCUAACGCGCUCUGACUCUCGCCUACAAUCUCGCUUAAAAAAAGACUUGAGAGAACUUUGUUUUUUCUCUUUAGCUCUGCUUUUUUUUUUUUGUACUUUUAGCUUCAAUGGAGGGAGACUCUAGCAGGGUACGAGAGAAGGAAGUUGAUGACGCAGAAGGGAUCAAGGAUGGAAACGAGAACAACAAUAACAAGAAGAAGCGGAAGCAGAAGAAGAAGAAGAAGAAGAGAAGAUCGUCGAGUUUGGUGAGAUUUGGAUGCUUGAGAAUGGAAUCUGAUGAGAACGGAGGUGUUGACAUGGAAGUCGAGUUUCCGGGAGAGCGUAAUGAUCCUACUCAUCUAGUUAUCAUGGUUAAUGGCAUCAUUGGCAGUGCUCAGAAUUGGACAUACGCAGCAAAGCAGUUUUUGAAGAAGUAUCCGGAAGAUGUUAUUGUUCACUGCAGUGAACGCAAUUCUUCAAUGUUGACAUUCGAUGGCGUCAAUGUAAUGGGCGACAGAUUAGCAGAGGAGGUUAAAUAUGUCAUAAGCCGUCACCCAAGUGUUCAGAAGAUAUCUUUUGUCGGUCAUUCAUUAGGUGGCCUUGUAGCAAGGUAUGCCAUUGCGCGGCUUUAUGCACAAGAUCUCACUCGAGAACUUUCUCAAACAAAUGGAGAUUGUGGAACUGAUCAUUUGGGAGAUUCAUGCCCUGAAAACAAAUUCAAAGGCAAAAUUGCUGGACUAGAGCCCAUUAAUUUCAUAACAUUUGCAAGUCCGCACCUUGGUUCUCGGUGGCAUAAACAGAUUCCAUUGUUAUGUGGCUCCCAUGCACUGGAAAAAGUUGCUGCUCGCACAUCUUGGUUACUUGGUAGAACUGGGAAACAUUUGUUUUUGACUGAUGGAAAGGAGGGAAAACCUCCUCUUCUUCUCCAGAUGGUUAGCGAUUGUGAAGAUCUUAAAUUUAUGUCUGCUCUGCAGUCCUUCAGGCGUCGUGUUGCGUAUGCAAAUGCAAGUUUCGACCAUAUUGUUGGGUGGAGUACCUCUUCCUUACGGCGUCGAAAUGAGCUUCCAAAGAUUAAACAUCUUCCAAGAGGUGACAAAUACCCGCAUAUCGUAAAUGUGGAGACAGCAAAAACUGCCACUCUUGAUGAAGUCCCUUCAGAGGCCAAAGUCAAUGGACAAGAGAAGAUAAACAUGGAAGAGGAAAUGAUCAGGGGCUUAACAAAAGUGAGCUGGGAGCGGGUUGAUGUUUACUUCAAAGGAAGUCGACAAAGACUUCUUGCACACAGCACCAUUCAGGUGAAAAACUACUGGGUUAAUUCUGAUGGAGCUGAUGUAGUCGAACACAUGAUUGACAAUUUUCUGUUAUAAGAGGUGCCAGUUUGUUGUUUAUUACUAUAUAUAAUUGCCAAUGGCUUUAUUUUUUGGUCCAAUGGCAUUCAAAAAGAGGGACGUCAACUAAGAGAAGAAGGAGGUGAAAUACCAUAUGUCGUUUAUCAAAAAGCAUAUAGAGAGAGAGAGAUUAGUCCCUCUGUAAAGGAAAGUAGUAUAGCAUCUCAAUGUAAAUUUAUGUAUUACAAGUAUAAACGUUCAAAAUAUAUAAUAAUCGUAGGUCUCCUUCGUGUGAUGUGGAGAUGGGUUACUUGCUAUUAAUGUGCGCCCGACGCUGGAAAAAACAUUUCUUAGUUCAGCGGUUUAACCUGCUU
Theobroma cacao (cacao) is the source of this 1767-nucleotide messenger RNA. RefSeq names its product alpha/beta-Hydrolases superfamily protein. Lineage: Eukaryota; Viridiplantae; Streptophyta; Magnoliopsida; Malvales; Malvaceae. The record is from RefSeq and is a predicted model, not a curated record. Gene Ontology annotation, biological process: lipid metabolic process.